This is a messenger RNA of Quercus lobata, 696 nucleotides long. RefSeq lists its product as uncharacterized. Lineage: Eukaryota; Viridiplantae; Streptophyta; Magnoliopsida; Fagales; Fagaceae. Gene Ontology annotation, molecular function: RNA-DNA hybrid ribonuclease activity; nucleic acid binding. The record is from RefSeq and is a predicted model, not a curated record. The transcript has a single exon. Bases 1 to 696 code for a protein of 231 amino acids.
AUGGAUAGACUUUCAUGGCCGGAGUUUGAGCUAUUUCUCGUACAGGCUUGGCUUAUAUGGAAUCAAAGAAAUACAGUGGUUCAUGGUGGGGCUUUUAAGGAACCGAGUUGGCUUAACAAAAGAGCAACUGAGUUCUUGGACGAGUUUCAUAACUCUCAAGUGCAGCUGUCUACUUCAACUCCCACGGUGUCAAGAAACAGUUGGCAACCUCCUCCAGUUUCUGUCUAUAAAGUAAACUUUGAUGCCGCCAUUUUUUCAGAGUUGAACUAUUCAGGUUUUGGUGCAAUUAUCCGGAACGAUAAAGGGGAGGUGAUGGCAGCUAUGUCUAUCAAAGGACCACCUGUUACCUGUAGCGAAGAGGCAGAAGUUCUUGCUUGCAGGAAGGCGCUGGAGUUCACAGUGGAUGCAAGCUUCUCAAACGUGAUGCUUGAAGGGGACAAUGAAACUGUUAUGCGGACUAUUUCCUCUUCGUCUAAGAACCACUCCUGGCUGGGUAAUAUUUAUGAUGAUAUUAAAUGGCUUAUGCGUGGGUUGCAAGUGCUUUCUAUUAACAGUGUAAAGAGGGGGGGUAAUGAGGUAGCUAAUAUACUAGCUAGACAUGCUAAGAAUACUGUUGAUGGGAUGUUUUGGUUAGAAGACUCCCCUCCCCCAGCUGUAGCUGCUUUGUACUUUGACUCUAUUCAUAUUAAUGCAUAA